This is a messenger RNA of Cotesia glomerata, 1668 nucleotides long. RefSeq lists its product as uncharacterized. The record is from RefSeq and is a predicted model, not a curated record. The coding region runs from base 141 to 1463 and encodes 440 amino acids. The transcript is spliced from 9 exons. Lineage: Eukaryota; Metazoa; Arthropoda; Insecta; Hymenoptera; Braconidae. Gene Ontology annotation, molecular function: protein binding.
GUGCUCCCGUCGGCUCAUUUUUAACUUUGGUUAUUCCGACACAUCGACAAGUCUGCUCCCCUUGCGAUCUAGCUGCACUGAUCUAGCUAGCCUUCGUGGCGAGAGUUCUUCUAUCUAGCUUGCGUUGCACCUCGUGUUUAAUGCUAUCGGUUGAAUUAUCCUUAACAUUUUAUUUUAAUUAUAUUUUUCAAUUAAAAAACAUGGAGGAUAUGUUUCCAGUUGAAAUAUGGAUGCAUAUAUUUGAGUGGAUAGAUCUAUCAAAAUUGAUGGAGCUAAGGUUAGUGAGCCGAUUUUUCUUCAACUUAAUAGAAUAUUUCCUCAACAAAUCACCAAAAUGGAAAGAAUUGGCGGAAUCAACCAUUAUGUUCGAGUUUGUGAAUUCGACAAAGCAGCGAGCUUAUCCCUAUUAUUUGGGGUCUAAUGACUCUAAUAUUAACGAUCCAAUACUGUGGCAAGGAACCUACUUAUCAUACAAAAAGUGGCAAAAGAUUCUGGGAAAAGAGCACGAGAAGGAUUUUAUCGUUCCAAUGUCAAGUUGUAGUAGGAUUACAUGCAUCAGUACUUUUGAUAAAUACAUUUCGAUUGGUUUGGAUGACGGUUUCAUAGAAAAUUACUCUACUGAUGACUUGAAGACGCCAUUUUAUAUAGCGAAUUGCAAUAUUUUUAUAAAACAAACAGCGUUUUGGUAUACUAAUGACCAAGUACUUGUUGUGAUUAUUGGGAAGGACAACACCUUAAAGUUUUUAGACCUUCAAAAUAAAGUAGAAAUUAGUACUCCCGGUUUCUUCGCUAAUUGCAUUAACUAUGGAGAAUGUCGACAUUUUUGUAUCGGCGAUAUGGAUGGGAUUCUAACAUGUUAUGAGAAAUUCGAAAACAAUAUAAUUGCUGGUCAAACACUUAAUUUAAAUUUAAGGGAAUUUGAAAUUCUGCUUAUCCAUUUUUCGGAUGGACAAACGAUCUCAGCAUUGACAUAUUAUAAUGGUACAACAAAAUUUCGUUAUUGCCAAAUAACAUUAGAAAGCGAACGUGUGUCUAGUAUUUUGCACUUCACUGGAACACUACCAGUUACUGUGCCAAGGGUAUUACGUUCUACUUUGAAAAAUAUAGUUGCUUUAUCAAAUGACUUUUACUUAGGAAUCGGGAAGAACAAAAUCGGAUCAACUCAUUAUUGUUAUGACAAAUGGUAUAGAAUUGUCUUAAUCAAAUACUUCGGAUGCUGUAUCACGUCGAUCAUGAUCCAUGCACAAAUUCUAAUAUUUGGUCUGGAAGAUGGUUCUAUUCACAUGCUUCAUUUUGACCAUUACAAUGACAUAUUAUCGUUGAAAAAGAAAAAAUUCAGAGACGCCAUAAAGAUCGAGGUGGACACCGUACCUAUUAUUAAAUUGAAUAUCUUAGAAACUGAUAAAAAACCUUGUAUUGUUGCAAGUACAGAAUCCAGAGUUCACUUAAUCAAUUUUUUCUAGACAAUUAAACAUUCGGAACUUUUAACUUUUGUUGUGAAAAUCACGAAUUGCUGUAUAAUCUGUGUUUAAUAAGGGAUUAUAGAGAAAAAUAUUCUUCACCAAAAAGUACUGAGAUAAUUUGUCGUUUAAUAAGCCUGAAAAAAGUUACAAGGUCUUCUCGGAUGAAAUGUACAAUUUAAACAAUAAAUUGAGUUUCAAUUCCUUA